This is a messenger RNA of Equus quagga, 954 nucleotides long. It is a transcript of the gene PRSS48, whose product is annotated as serine protease 48. NCBI's taxonomy places the organism in Eukaryota, Metazoa, Chordata, Mammalia, Perissodactyla, Equidae. The coding region runs from base 1 to 954 and encodes 317 amino acids. The record is from RefSeq and is a predicted model, not a curated record. Gene Ontology annotation, molecular function: serine-type endopeptidase activity. The transcript is spliced from 6 exons. Gene Ontology annotation, biological process: proteolysis.
AUGGGCCCUGCUGGCUGUGCCUUUCUACUAUCCCUUCUGCCAGGGUCUUGCCCAUGUUCUUCUCCCAAAAAGAAAGAUCUGCCAGUGUGUGGACACACUGUAUCCUGGAGCCUUGUUGUGGGUGGCCAGGAUGCUGUUGCAGGGCACUCGCCUUGGCAGGUCAGCUUGCACUUGGGCCAGAUCCACAUCUGUGGAGAUUCCCUCAUCAGUGUGAGGUGGAUACUGACAGCAGCACACUACAUGCAAAGGACCUGGAUUCCUUGGUUACACACUGUCUGGCUGGAAUUGAUUAAAAUAGGCUAUUCACAUAAAGGGAUAAAGCAUCAUGUAUCCAAAAUCAUCAUCCAUCCCAAAUUCCAAAAUACAACUGCAGACAUUGCCUUCUUGAAACUGGUCUCUAGAAUCACCUUCACUUCUUUCAUCCUGCCCAUCUGCUUGCCCAGUAUCACAAAGCAGUUAACAGUUCCAGGCUCUUGCUGGGUGAUUGGAUGGGGAAAAGUAAAGGAAAAUACUGAUUACCAUUCCAACCUCCAGGAAGCAGAAAUGCUCAUCACUGACUGCCAGGCUUGGGAACAACGCUACAACCCAAUAGGUUUCUCAUUGCCAGAAUUAGAGCAGGUCAUCAAAGAAGACAGGAUUUGUGUUGGUGAUACUCAUAAAAUGAAGGAUGGUUGCAAGGGUGAUUCUGGAGGGCCUCUGUCAUGUCAUAUUAAUGGUGUAUGGAUCCAGAUUGGAUUGGUAAACUGGGGAAUAAGAUGUGGUAAAUCUCUGCCUAGAGUAUACACCAAUGUGAUCUACUACCAAAAAUGGGUUAACACCACUAUCUCAAGAGCUGAGAUCUUGAGUGCCAACAAUCUGGACUUAUCUGACUUCUUGUUCCCUAUUGUACGGCUCUCUCUGGCUCUCCUGGGACCCUCCUGUGCCUUCGGGCCUAACAUUUUAUCAGGAGAGUAG